Messenger RNA from Betta splendens (Siamese fighting fish), 1857 nucleotides. RefSeq names its product fibroblast growth factor 8a (gene fgf8a). The transcript has 5 exons. NCBI's taxonomy places the organism in Eukaryota, Metazoa, Chordata, Actinopteri, Anabantiformes, Osphronemidae. Gene Ontology annotation, biological process: neuron differentiation; embryonic heart tube development; heart morphogenesis. Gene Ontology annotation, molecular function: type 1 fibroblast growth factor receptor binding; type 2 fibroblast growth factor receptor binding; growth factor activity. Gene Ontology annotation, cellular component: cytoplasm. The record is from RefSeq and is a predicted model, not a curated record. The coding region runs from base 580 to 1221 and encodes 213 amino acids.
GGGGGCCUGUUCUCAGCAGAUCAGCCUGCCGUUUUAACCGGCGGUGUGUGAGCGCCGAGCGAGGAGCGACACUGCAGCGCUGCGCAUGUGAGCGGAGCGGAGCGGAUCAAAGUCCUGCUGCAGCCCUGACACCGCGGAGCGGAGCCGAGCCGAGCCGAGCCGAGCCGAGCGGCGGCACCGAGGCACCGGAGACCACCGACCGACACGAGCCCGACUUUCCUUCCCACAGGCGCGCACCUGAGGGCCGCACGGGACUACGCUCCGUGGACAGUGACAGCACAGAUCAACUUCAAUCAAAUUCACAACAACCGAAUCCUGCGGCGCUUCUGCAAGUGCCGUUCAGUCGCAACGGGCCGUGUGUCCCACAGCGUCAUUAAGAGGCGCUGAUCAUCUGCCGGAGCCUGAUUUGACGAGGAACGUGUCCACUGUGCGCACUUGAGACUCCGUGUCAGCACCUCUGACCUUUUUACAUUUAUUGUGGAAUUCGCUGAAAACUCUGGAACCGACUGCAUUUUUUAUUUCUAGUGAUACCAAGUGGACAAUCGCUUUAUUUAGAAGGCUUUUCCACCUCCUUCGAACAUGCGAGCCUCCCGUUCCAGACUCAGCUAUCUGCUUCUACGUUUGCUCGCGUUUUGCUACUUUGCUCAGGUAACCAAUCAGUCCCCGCCUAAUUUCACGCAGCAUGUAAGCGAGCAGAGCAAAGUGACGGAUCGCGUGAGCCGCAGGUUGGUCCGGAUCUACCAGCUGUACAGCAGAACCAGCGGCAAACACGUCCAAGUCCUGCCCAACAAGAAGAUCAACGCCAUGGCUGAGGACGGCGGCGUGCACGCCAAACUCAUUGUGGAAACCGAUACGUUUGGGAGUCGAGUGCGUAUCAAAGGAGCUGAGACGGGCUUCUACAUCUGCAUGAACAAGAGGGGAAAGCUCAUCGGAAAGAAAAACGGACACGGUCGCGACUGUAUCUUCACCGAGAUCGUCCUGGAGAACAACUACACGGCUCUAAGGAACGCCCGCUACGAGGGCUGGUACAUGGCCUUCACCCGCCGCGGGCGGCCGCGGAAGGGCUCGCGGACACGCCAGCACCAGCGCGAGGUCCAUUUCAUGAAGAGGCUGCCGAAGGGGCAGCAGCCCACCCACCCGAGCCACCACAGGCCGUUCGACUUCAUCCACUACCCCUUCAGCCACAGGACUAAACGCACAAGAUACUCGUCCAAGCGCUGAGGAGAAGGGAGUCAAUGACUUCUCACCAGAAGCCUCUGGACGUUUUUACUGAGCAGUAGAAGAUCUGCCAUAUCUAGUUAGAGUCUAUUUUUCUCAAAGUGAAACUAAAAAACUGUACAUAGAUAAGAAACCAUGAAAAUCUAUUUUUGUACUCUUUUGACAAAAAGACGUUAGCUUUCAGAUGCACAUUGCUUCUAGUAGAGUGGUUUGUUGUAGUGUUAGUUCUUUGAUGUGACUUUGACCAGUGGAGUCUCUCUCGGACUCUCGCCUGCUGCUCAAGGAGACCCGAAGUCCCUGAUGGAGCGCACUGCUAGGGACCGUCCCCUGCCUGGGUGGGCUCAGGACACGUCGCUGUGGUGUUUUGCAUUUUGCUAGGUGCUGCUUCCCAUCUGGCAUCAUUCUCUCCAGCAGAGUUUACUGUGGCAGCUACAUGUGAUGAUCCCAGGAGCUACUUUAAUGUUGAUGUGUUCAAAUGUGACAAAGCCCUGAACUUAUUGUUGUCCCUUGAUUGUCUGUUUUAUACAUAUAUAAAUAUAUUUUUAUUUGAAGAUGUGUAAAAUAAUUUUAAGAAUGAAAUAUUUAUUUAAAAUGUGUAGCAAAUGUAAAUUAGAAUACUGAUUAAACUUUUGUUUGGUA